AUGCAAGAGCGGCGGCCAAGCUCGACGCAGUAUGCCAGGCACUCCCACACCCAGAUGCAGUAUCCCGACAGCCCCGAGAGCAUCGGCAUGCCCAUGUCUCAGUACAGUCCUCCUCUGCCGCACUCGCAGAGCCUGCACCAUCUGCCCGAGAGUGUCCUCCCUCGGCGUGCAAGCAACAGGUCCAGCAUGAGGACGGCCAGCAGCCAUGAGGCUGUGCGGCUGAUAGACGAAGAUGCCCGAACGGAAUACAACCAGUUCAUGUCUUCAGUCGACUCCAAGUACGCACCGAGACUCGACAGUGUCUACAUCCGCCCCUCACCCCCUCCGUCACCGCUCCCAAGCGUGCAAAUGUGGCUCAACGGGAGCGCGCAGCUCUUCUCCCUGCCAUUUCAGAGCGAUGAGCUGGCUCGGGUCGUGCCUCUGCCGCCUGAUGUGAUGGAGACGCUGAGGGUCACCACGGCAUGUUUCCCAGAGACCAUGUUGCUCUCUUCCAGCCUGACUAUUGAGACGAUCCGAACAUACUCGAGAAAGGCUAGAAAUCCAGUGGUCGAUCUUGCUCUUCUUCCUUCCGGGCCGCGAAGCCAUGCCUCGAUGUCGAAGCAGUCAUUAUGGAGAAGAGUGGUCAAGCGGGGACCACAACAAUCGGCUCAGCGGACGCGUGAUGUGCACACUCCCACUGCAAGCUUGCUGCAGUCACCCAGCGUGACGUCCCUGGAGUCGCUCAAGCCGUGGGCAUCAGUCAAGAACGUAUUCGGAAACUGCUCCGACUACAUCUGUGACGCGCUCUAUUCACACAUUGUUGCGUACAACUACGUCUCCGCUCUUGUCGCGCGGUACCCGACCUCUGUCAGCAACGGGCGUUCAGACUCGCCCGCGGGAUCACAGCAUGAGGACAUUCCGAAGAAGGCGGCCUCGCUUCUGGGCCUCAACGAAGGGUCCGCCAUGACCUCGGCAGCAUCGAUUCGCUCUGCGAGGAGGUUCAGCUCUUCGCACUGGGGUAAGGAGGACGUCAUGACCACGAGCACGGGCUCCACCUCCACCGGACAGGAUAUGGCACUUAGAAAUAUCCAGACGGAGCUCUUGCGGUGUAUACGUCGUUUGAUUGCAACUGCAAGGCUCAUGGCAGAAACCAACACGACUGAUGAGAAGGUGGUGGAGAUGGAGAUGGAGGACGGAGACGUGCUGUUUAUGCGCAGCCUUUGCGAGAUUGUGAGGGUAAAUGAAGAGGCCGCAGCCUACCUUUGA
Trichoderma reesei QM6a is the source of this 1245-nucleotide messenger RNA. RefSeq lists its product as hypothetical. The coding region runs from base 1 to 1245 and encodes 414 amino acids. The transcript has a single exon. The record is from RefSeq and is a predicted model, not a curated record. NCBI's taxonomy places the organism in Eukaryota, Fungi, Ascomycota, Sordariomycetes, Hypocreales, Hypocreaceae.